ACAAAUAAACGACCAAUAAAGAAAAGGGGAAGUAGGAAACUGAGCCAGAUCACAAGUCUUUGGUAACUUUGCAUUUUGAUAUAUUUAGUUGAGUCCUGGUUUUAUGGGUUAGUAAUGACUAAUGAGAGACAGUAAAUCAGUCUGCUGAUUACGAGAAACACACAGACGAUCGUUUGUUGUGUCUUUGUCGAUCCGAUCAUCGCUGGUCCAGCUUCAAGCAUGAUGCUGCUGCUCUUCCCACUGCUCUUAUCUACAGUACAGACCUGGGCUUACCGCGUGCCGGGUCAGAAAAAGUCUGACUCUUGCCGGUGUGAUGUGAACACCACGAUAUGGUCGUUUCCUGCUCUGCGGUACGAGGCUGUGCAGCAGCAGGUUGAAACCUGCGAGACGUCUCUGCACGGCCUGCAGCAGCAGGUGUUGGUCUCCAGUCAGCGUCUCCCUGACAUUCAGGUUCAAAUUUCAAACUUGACAGCACGACUUGAGCCGUACCAGUACCUGCAUGACCGCGGACUGUACACAGCGCUGUCCAUCCGUCUGCUGGGCCAGGAGCUCAGCCAGCUGGAGACGGACAUCACCGUUGUGCACGGCCAGCUAAACAACGACCAGUCACAGAAACUCCACAAAGAGGUGGGUAAAUUGCGAAAAGAUGUGCUAAAGAUGCAUAUGUCAGACACGGUGAACAUGAAGACGGUCAAGGAGAAACUUCGCUACCUGAAGAACAACGUUGAGUCCUGCAAGUCGAUCCCCAAAGACUUCAGAGGCCAGAACAGGUACUGCAUGAAGGGCCUGAUCACCAACAUCAGUGAACCUGUCACAACCAAAAUCAACCCCUAUGACAAGAACCACGUCUCUGGAUCAUGGGGCAAACAGGCGCAGAUGGACAGCGAGUCGGACACAGAGACCUACUGGGUUCAGACCCUAACCAGCAGCAACAUCUAUGGAAACAUAGUCCGCCUUUACCAAACCUACAAAGACUUCAUGCGUUCUGCCAACCACAGGGACGCUACAUUCUCCUCCUCCGUCACAGCUCCCACUGCCAUUGAGGGUCCUAGUGCUGUGAUGUACGGUGACGGUCUGUACUAUCACUGCUACCGCUCUGCAGAUAUCUGCCGCUACGACCUGAAGACCAAUGAGGUCAAGAGGGUAACCCUUCCUGGCACAGGUGUGGGCUUCAACAACAAAUUUCCAUAUUGCUACUAUGAAUGCCGCUCGAAUAGCGACGUGGAUGUUGAGGCUGAUGAAACCGGACUGUGGGCUCUGUAUGCCACUGUUGGCAACCAUGGCAAUCUGGUAGUGAGCAAGUUGUUUUGGGACGACGACUCAAAGACGAUCAACGUGUCGCAAACCUGGGAGACGAGGCUGUUCAAGAAGGCAGCGACUAACGCUUUCAUGGUGUGUGGUGUGAUGUACGCCACCCGCUACGUGGAUGAAUACAGAGAGGAAGUAUUCUACGCCUUCGACACAGCGACAGGAAAAGAGGACAACUCUCUGGCUCUGCCGCUGGAGAAAGUCGCUAAAGGAGUGGCUAGUCUGAGCUACAACCCGGUCAACAGGCAGAUCUACAUGUACAAUGAUGGAUAUCUCCUAGCCUUUCAGGCUUACUUCUGAGUUUUGCCUUUGAACCUAAGAAGAAGACGAAUAUUCUCCUCAAAUCACAUCUGACAUCUUUUUCUGUUGCUAUUCUAAGAAAAAAUGAAGUAUGUUUUAAUAAAUGUCUUGUUUUAAUGCAAUUUUUCCUUUCUUUUAAAAACUUGCAAUAAACUUGUUUUAGGUGAAUAAAAAUU
Poecilia reticulata (guppy) is the source of this 1784-nucleotide messenger RNA. Its product is annotated as olfactomedin-like. The record is from RefSeq and is a predicted model, not a curated record. NCBI's taxonomy places the organism in Eukaryota, Metazoa, Chordata, Actinopteri, Cyprinodontiformes, Poeciliidae. Gene Ontology annotation, biological process: signal transduction.